Molecule: messenger RNA, 3577 nt
Organism: Symphalangus syndactylus (siamang)
Lineage: Eukaryota; Metazoa; Chordata; Mammalia; Primates; Hylobatidae
Gene: SGMS1
Product: sphingomyelin synthase 1
Biological process (GO): sphingomyelin biosynthetic process; ceramide biosynthetic process
Cellular component (GO): plasma membrane; Golgi membrane; endoplasmic reticulum membrane
Molecular function (GO): ceramide cholinephosphotransferase activity; sphingomyelin synthase activity; protein binding
Source: RefSeq, a predicted model, not a curated record
UUGCACCCAAUAUCUCUGCCUAACUCAAAAACUUUUACUAAUCGAAACUAACGUACAUCCACUGAAGUAUCUUUCGUAAGAUUAAUCCUUGUUUCCUAAGCGUUUUCAAAGGCAACCUACCGUUUUCUAGAAGUUGUGUCGAAGUUGUCAAAGGCGUAAAGAAAAGGCUGUGAAAGGCUUCUAAGCUUGGUAUAAAUCAAGAAAGGAAAGUUCCGCCUUAACCGACACUGAACAUGCUUAUUGGUUAGGAUUGAACGGGCUGACUCAUUUCUUUUUUGCCGUGGUAGAGGGCCACACCCUGCAUUCCAAAAACCCUCUGCUGCCGGGCCACACCCGCCAACCCCGCUCUUGGAGCCUCUGAGGUCGGGCUGGGCGUCUAGCUCGCAGUUGACCCCGGGAGAGGAUCGGCGCAUCCACCCGCCCGCCAGCUCCAGACGCCGGGCUCCGCAGCGCCGCUGUCCUAGCACCAGGGCCCGGCAAGCGGGGGAACGGGACCGCCGGGACCGAUCCAGGCGCGGGCGCCCAGCAAGAGCCGCGCCCGGGGUCUGCGCGCCGCUCAGCGCGCUCGCCUUUCCGCCCGCGCCAAGGCUGGCUGCGCGCACCCUGAGCGCGAGGAGCCGCGCGCAAACUUGGUGCCCCAGGAACUUUCCAGGAGACACUGCUUCCGGGGAGGAGAGACCAAGGAAGAAUCCUGCUCAAAAAUGAGGUGAAUUAAUGCUUGGGCGCUCAGGAACCCUGGACAGCUACAUGAGGUGUUUAAAAACUGCCCUGACCAUCUUGCCAAACAAAUCUCUGCUCAUGAGGCCCCACAGGAUGAACGAGCUGAGGCAGGACAGUGUCCUGCCCUGUCGGAACAGUGACUGCUGACCUGCCAAGAGUGAGCUGGGGACUGCCUGCUGUCUGCCAGUACAAUGAAGGAAGUGGUUUAUUGGUCACCCAAGAAGGUGGCAGACUGGCUGCUGGAGAAUGCUAUGCCAGAAUACUGUGAGCCUCUGGAGCAUUUCACAGGCCAGGACUUGAUCAACCUAACCCAAGAGGAUUUCAAAAAACCCCCCUUGUGCCGAGUAUCUUCUGACAACGGGCAGCGGCUCCUGGACAUGAUAGAAACCCUGAAAAUGGAGCACCAUUUGGAGGCACACAAGAACGGCCAUGCCAACGGGCACCUCAACAUUGGUGUAGACAUCCCCACCCCCGACGGCAGCUUCAGCAUCAAGAUUAAACCCAACGGGAUGCCAAAUGGGUAUAGGAAAGAGAUGAUAAAGAUCCCCAUGCCAGAACUGGAGCGCUCUCAGUACCCCAUGGAGUGGGGCAAGACUUUUCUGGCUUUUCUUUAUGCACUUUCCUGUUUUGUUCUCACCACAGUGAUGAUCUCGGUCGUCCAUGAACGAGUACCUCCUAAGGAGGUGCAGCCUCCGCUACCGGAUACAUUUUUUGACCAUUUUAACCGGGUGCAGUGGGCCUUUUCUAUUUGUGAAAUUAAUGGCAUGAUCCUUGUAGGACUCUGGUUAAUUCAGUGGCUGCUCUUAAAAUACAAGUCUAUUAUUAGCAGAAGAUUUUUCUGCAUAGUUGGCACGCUGUACCUGUAUCGGUGUAUUACAAUGUAUGUAACUACACUCCCAGUACCUGGUAUGCAUUUCAACUGUUCUCCGAAGCUUUUUGGAGACUGGGAAGCCCAACUGCGAAGAAUAAUGAAGCUCAUUGCUGGAGGUGGCUUGUCUAUAACUGGCUCUCACAACAUGUGUGGGGAUUAUCUGUACAGUGGCCACACGGUCAUGCUAACACUCACCUACUUAUUUAUCAAAGAGUAUUCCCCUCGGCGACUCUGGUGGUAUCACUGGAUUUGCUGGCUUCUCAGCAUAGUUGGAAUCUUCUGUAUUCUCUUAGCGCAUGACCACUACACUGUGGACGUGGUGGUGGCAUAUUACAUCACCACGAGACUCUUCUGGUGGUAUCACACUAUGGCCAAUCAGCAAGUGCUAAAGGAAGCUUCCCAGAUGAACCUCCUGGCCAGGGUGUGGUGGUACAGGCCAUUUCAGUACUUUGAAAAGAAUGUCCAAGGAAUUGUACCUCGAUCUUACCAUUGGCCUUUCCCCUGGCCAGUAGUCCACCUCAGUAGGCAAGUUAAAUACAGCCGGCUGGUGAAUGACACAUAACAGCUGUACAAAGUGGGGAAAAGACAAAUUGUCCGAAGUGCUAAGAACUCCAUGAGAGAAGAUGCCAUAAAAUAAACGCCUCCCUAAUCCUAUUAUCUUUCAAUGGUUACCUUGACUUAACCUAUUGAGUUACCUGGUCAGCACUGUGAUCUUUUUUUCUCUCCAAAGGACCUGCGUUGGACAACAAUAAAGAAAAAUUUAACCUAUCACGCACUGUACACAUUUCCUGUUCAUAAGUUUGGGAUUUACAUAACCCGCAACCACCAUGUUCCUUUGUAUAUGAUGCAACAGCAUAAAUGUAAGCUUUUAUAUCAUAAGUUCUGGUCUUUCCAGUCACAUCUGGAAAUAAAGCAUAUUAUUUUCUUGGGAAAACAUACUUUUCAUAUCUCUUGCCCCAAAGAUUGGGCUGUAAGCCAUUUUCUAGCAAAUGUCUCUAUGAAGGUUUCUAAGUACCUGAAUGGGGUUUGAUUCUAAAAUCUUUCUACCUGUUGCACCGAUAUUCAAAUAAAAAUGAUAGACACAGAAAGGUUUGGUAACUUUGGGUUUUGUAAAAUCAGCAAAGACAGUGUUUCAAAAAGUGCAAAAAAAAAAAGAUUCUGUUAUAAAGUGAUUUUCUAAGUAUUUCCUAACUUUAUUUUUCAAACUGAUGUUAUGAAAACCAAAUUUAAAGAUUUUUAACAUGUCAGAGAGAAGAGAGUUAAAAUUUAAAAGUGCAUCUUGGGAGAGAAAUUUGUCUAUGUUUCUAGUGCCUUUCUUGUCUUGAUUGUAUGGUCAGUAGGCAAUCUUAAAUGUUUUUAUUUAAAAUAAAGUAUUCCAUGAAAAUAUAAAUAGAUGUAUACACUACUAAAUUUUGCAUUUAUAGCUAAAUUGAAUCAGAAGACUGCUUAUGGUUUUAAAAUUGUGAUGACUUAAAUAAUGAGGUUGUUAAUUAGAGUCAGAGCCUGUUCACAUAUUGUGAUCAGGUAGCAAUGACAUGUACCACUUAAAUUAUUUUAUCGUCAAUUUGGUAGUUCGAUUUUAACUACUCAAUUAAAACAGCCAUGAAUAUCUUUUCUUAAAGAGAGUUUUGAAAAUGAUCACUUACCUAAAACUUGAAAGAUAUGAAUUAGUUAUCCAUACUCUCAUGACAAUUUUGUUGGUGAACAACAAAAAAGAGAUCUAUUUCUUUAAAAGAUAUUUGUGCAGAAACUGCAUGUAACUCUAAGUUUUACUCCUAACAUACAUAUGUUUGGGGAAGUAUUCUAUUCUAUACUUGCCAAUGUGGAGAACAAAAUAGUUUUUUAAGAAUGAAGAAGUAUAUAUAUCCAUUCUGUAUUUUACGUGCAGCAGAAUUAUCUUCCGUAGGAUUUUUUUGUGUAUUCACAAGGUGAUAUUUGUAUUGUAAAACAAUAACGGUGAAGGAAAUAAAAAGGCUUUUAAAAUUU